Messenger RNA from Vanrija pseudolonga, 595 nucleotides. RefSeq lists its product as uncharacterized. Lineage: Eukaryota; Fungi; Basidiomycota; Tremellomycetes; Trichosporonales; Trichosporonaceae. The record is from RefSeq and is a predicted model, not a curated record. Bases 33 to 455 code for a protein of 140 amino acids. The transcript has 4 exons.
CAAGCUUACACCACCACGACCUCGGCCAUCCGAUGUCACCCACCACCAUCAAGGUAACGUUCACCGGGCUCAGCUGGGACGAGAACCCCAUCAAGGCCAGCCGCGAGCUCCCGCUCAAGAUCACCUACGUGACCAUGGAGCGCAAGUUUGACACGGACGAGAUGCGCGGCUGGGGCAUCGCAGCGUACAUCAUGACGUACCACGCCACAAACCCCAAGGAGGCGACGUUUGAAGGCGAGCAGGUGUUCGAGGGCACGCUCCUUGGCAAGACGGGCUCGUUCGCCGCGUCGAGCACGGGCGUGUACGCCAACGGCGUCGCCAAGUCCAAUUGGACCAUCAUCCCCGACACUGCGACCGGCGAACUCAAGGGUAUUCGCGGCCACGGCGGAUACGAGACGGGCCACGCGGACCCCACUGCGCCGAUCCCGUGCGAGCUUCACGUCGAGUUCGAGUGACCGUCGGCGUCGGUUGGCGUCGGCGUCGCCCGACGUUGCUUCCUCACCACCUCGGCCUUCUCGUGUCCCACUUCGGCCUUCCCUCUUCCCAGUCAUGUGCUAUCAUUAGCCACCCGUGAUGAAUUCCUCGUUGUCGUCGU